Molecule: messenger RNA, 1064 nt
Organism: Chelonoidis abingdonii (Abingdon island giant tortoise)
Lineage: Eukaryota; Metazoa; Chordata; Testudines; Testudinidae
Source: RefSeq, a predicted model, not a curated record
GCUGGGCUGCUAAGCCGGGCCCCGCCCGGGGGCUGAGGAGAAGGGCGCGCAGCGGGACACUAAGCGGCGGCCUAGGUGGCGCUUUCACUGAAUUAGCGAUCUGGGCUCGGAAGUGUGACCCGCCCUGAACGUAGCUCGGCUGCGGUGCAGUAAACACGGGCACCUCCUGGAGCUGUUCCACAGUCCGGCGUCUUGCACAGUUCAGGGCACUAUGUCCCAGAUAAAAACAGAAGAUGAACUGAUCCUUUUUGAAAAAGAGAUCAAAGAAUUUUGGACGAAAUUCAAAAGCAUUUGUGGUAGUGAAUACGCCAACCAGACUUUAGGACUAAGAGAAUCAUGCAAGGAGUCCAUAAAAGCACUCUCAGAGAAGUGGUCCAAGAAAUUAAAAGAAGGGGAUCUAAUGAUUGACAAAAUUCAGGAAUACAGAAAUGAGAUCCUCCAGCAGAACAUAUGCAUUGAAGAAAAGCAAGAGAACUUAACUGAAAUUAAUUCCAAAAUAAAGCACGAAGAAGAACAAAAUAGAGACUUUAUUGAUCGCAUCAAAGAGCUUAAGGAAGAGUUGACCAGAAAAAAGGAAAUUAUAUCUGCUAAAAACAAGGCCACCAAAGAGAGGCUGGAAAGAUUGAAUAAGUCUAAAGAACUGUUUGAAGAGCGGCUUGGGCUAGAAAUACGCAGAAUUUUUGAUGAACAGUUGCAGUUUAUAUUUCGAUGUAUUGACCACAAAGAUCCUGACAAGCCAUUCACGUUUACUCUCUCUAUAAACGAACAGGGAGACUAUGAAGUGACAAGCAGCUCUCCUCCUCUGGAUUGUAUAGCAGAACUCCAGCUAAAAGUGAGAGAAACCAACAAUUUUGCUGCAUUUAUUGCCAACAUCAGAAAAGCUUUUACAGCUUUGUCUUAUAAGUAAUCUGCAACUAUAUGUAAAAUUGGCUUCAUACCUCUCUUCCUGUCCCUGCAUGCAUUCCGUGCUUUUCCUUUUUGUAUUAACACAACAGUGGAGUGAAAAGUAAUAUUUGUCUGUUUUAAUAUUCCAUUUUCUAAAUAAAGAAAAAUGGUGAAAUGUU